CACCCAAAGUUUGUAAAUGUUUAAAGAUGAUUUUCUUUUUACCGAGGUGUCCCUAAAUGCAACAUGCGUGCCGUCGGCACUUUUCUGUCAAAGAUGGCGGCGACCUUGUGUUUAAAACUGCUUCCGAAACAAGGAUGGCUUCCCAUCACACAGAGUGUCCGCCACGGCUCCAAGGCUGUGACCCGCCACAGGAAGCCUCUACACAUCCAAAAACAGAAGCUGCUGGCUGUUACUCAGUACAUUCCCCCUGCGCGGGAUGCUCCUCCAGGCGCCUACCCGUCCCAAACCAACCGUGGCGAGGAGGAUAGCGGUUUGACUUUACUCAUGAAGAGGGAUUUGAAGAAGUUGUUUGAGGACUGUAAAAUGAUUGCUGUGCUCCAGAACAGCAGCAGCAGUGCUGAAGACAUGAUAACUCUCAGGCACAGGCUUUACAAACACAACAUCACUGUCAAGUUCUUCCCUAACCAGGUGAUGCGGUCAUUCCUGAGUGACUCCAUUUACUGCAACAUGGCUCCUCUGUUCAUUGGCCCAACAAUUCUGUUUUUUAGUAAAGAGCCGAAGGUAAAGGAGAUGCUGAGGACUCUGAGGGGCAGCCCGCAGAUCACACUCCUAGGAGCCUGCAUAGACAACACGCUGCUGAGUGCACAGGGCAUCGUGAGCUACUCCAAACUCCCGUCGAUGACUGUCGUUCAGGGCGAGGUGAUCAGCGGGCUCACCGUGCUGACCUCCCACACGUCCUCCCUGCUGCAGCACCACCCGGCCCACCUGUCACAGCUGCUCCAGCAGCACAUCAAACAGCUGAGCUCGGGCGGCAGCGCGGAGGCGGCUCCUGAAGCAGAAGAGGCCACAUAGCUCUGCAGAGGACGUUUCUGGGACUGGUGUGUUUUAAAUCUGCAGCAAAGGAAACAAACUGGAUUCUUUGUUUGAAUUUGGCAUCAGUCAAACUUUUAAGAGCCCAGAAAAAAAAAAAAAAGUGAAGCAGUUAAACUGGUGCUGAAUGACACAGUGAGCAUCCACCUUUAGGAGCAGAUGUGACUGGUUUCAGCACACCUCCUCAGCCUGGAGGUGUCUGGAGUUACUGGAUAAAUAAUGCUAAAAACUGGCUUUAUUUAAGUGUUUAAUAAAUGUUGUCAGCUCUUACUUUGGCUCAUAUGGCUCCAAUCUUUGAUUAGAAGUGAAACACCUCUAAGAUGGGCAAAGACCAGCCUCUGGUAACCUUUUCAGUGUCAAACUGAACCAAUCACGUAUUCUCAUUGGUGGGGGGAAUAAUGCUUCUGUGUUCUCACCACAUUUUAGGAGAUUAUGUUUAGUACAGUGCCAGAUUUGAGUGUUUCUGUGACAUAAAGUGCAUUAAAAAAAACCCCAAACAAACAAAAAAACAGCUCCAGCCAAAAUAAACACAAGUGGUCACAGAUCUGAUGAGUUAAUCUGCAGAUUACAGCAAACCUGCUAAUCUGGGGCAGUUAGUCUAUUAUGGCUUGUAUUUGCUCGCUCAGGCACUCACUUGAACACCGCGCACCUCUGCACAAGAGCGUGAAAGCUGCAGUGCAACA
Messenger RNA from Archocentrus centrarchus (flier cichlid), 1553 nucleotides. RefSeq names its product mitochondrial ribosomal protein L10 (gene mrpl10). NCBI's taxonomy places the organism in Eukaryota, Metazoa, Chordata, Actinopteri, Cichliformes, Cichlidae. The transcript has 5 exons. The record is from RefSeq and is a predicted model, not a curated record. The coding region runs from base 64 to 852 and encodes 262 amino acids.